This is a messenger RNA of Drosophila suzukii, 1480 nucleotides long. Its product is annotated as transcriptional regulator ATRX homolog. The record is from RefSeq and is a predicted model, not a curated record. Lineage: Eukaryota; Metazoa; Arthropoda; Insecta; Diptera; Drosophilidae.
GAUUAAAGCCAUUAACGAAAUUAUCGGGGAUUAUAAAGAUUUGUACGGGACUUCGCAACGGGUGUUGUUUUUGGAAAGACAAUGCCAUUUCCCGUAAUCCAGGGGCUUCAAUUAAUGGAGUGUCGACGUCGCCCACUCGCAAAAAAGGGUUGCUGCCCCGCCCACCCGUCGGUUAAAAGUUGGCAGUCGCAUUUGGAAAGGGGUUGUUUGGCCGACUUCAGAUUUCCCAUUUCACGGAACGGCUUUAUCUAUUUUUAAACAUUGCAUUUCGUCGGCGAUUCCUGCCUGCUGACGUCAAUGGACCACAGCUUUUCCAACCAUAGUUUUCAUUUCUCCUUCGGCUUCACUGGGAAAAGCUUUCUCCCACUCACCGUUUUUGGUCUGCAUCAAUUGCAGCUUUUAUUGUAUUUUUAUUGGUUGGGGAUAAAAAAUGAAAAAAUUCUACAUGAUCCGCAGAAAUAAAAGAAUCAAGAAAAAUAACCCACAGAUAGUGGGGAAAGUGAAAGUAACUAAAACCAUUAAUUUUUACUAAAAGAAAAUUAAGAAGUGAAUUAUAAUAUAGAAAGAGCUGAACGUCAAAAAAUAUAAGGCAGGCUGUGGAAUAGUGAACUUGGAAAAAAUUAAAAUCUUGUAAAACUUUGUUUUAAUUUAUAUUUAAAAGAAGUAAAAACAUGUGCGAUGAAGGAGGUAUCCGCUACUGAUAUUAAAACCGUGAGAACACAGAAGCCGUCUCAAAAAAGUAGUAAUGAAGAGGAGCCUCCUUUCUUGGAAGAUCCGAAAUCUAGAGAAGAACCUACGAGCCAACGCUCAAAAGAAGAACUCCUUACUUUACAAACUUAUACUUCACCAGAUUCAACUGCGAACAAGGAUUUCAAAAGCUCCAUAACCGAUCCACUUGAUGAUCAAAAGAGUCUAUCUUGUAUUUCCUCUUCCUCAAAUGGUGAAUGUAAACCUCAAGAUAAUAAAUGCGUUGAAGAUAUUGGAUUAGAGACAGCUAUCUCUGGGCUUUCUGAGAUUUCAGUUGAUUCAGAACUCAGCUCUGACUUAAGUGAAGAGCUGUUCGAUAAUGAUAUUUUAAUAACGAAGAUAAAGAAAAAAGAUUUAAGGAAAACUGAGAAUAUUGAAGAUCCGGAGGAAGAGUUUAGGAGACAUUUUCUAAACACUUUUCAAGAUUUGCCUAGAUUAUCUCAGAUCUCUCUGGACGAUGAACCAAACAAAAUUACUCCUAAAGAAAAUAUUGAAAAAACUGAAAGUAAUGCUGAGGGAGAACUACCAAGCACUUCCAACAAAAAUUUAGAGAAGUCAAUAGAAAACAUUGAUAGCCCUGAUAAAACAUCAACUUCAAUAAACAUAGAAAAUAGCGAAUCGAAUAUGCAUAUUUCAAAAAAUACCAAGGAGCCUUUAUAAAACAGGAGAUACAACCUCAAUUCAAAAUAAAGUUGCUUAAGAAUAAGAUAAUAUUAAAAAAACGUAUUCCUCA